AUGCCUCAAGUGCCGUUAUGGGAAUCGGAGGAAAUGUAUAAGAGGUCUUUCCGGGCACUUAUAGACAACUCCAACAUCAGACAAUCAGCUUUACUUCACUUGAAUCAAGACGCUGCUGCUGAAGCUCUGAAGAAAGUUAUAGACACAGUUGACCCGAGCGAGCCCCUUAAAAUUUUGGGAAUUGGUAGCGGCCCGGGUGAUAAGGAUUUGCUAAUUUUACCAACUAUAGGGGAAUAUUUUACGUCGAAAAAGGGCAAGAAGCCUGCACUCCAGAAUGUGAUCGUUGAACCAAGUUCCUGUCUCCUCAAUGAAUUCAAGGCGAAGGUUUCUUCGUUGCCGCCAUUGUUACAACAGAUUACCGAGAGUAUCUCGUUUGAAUGGCACCAGAAAACAUUUCGUGAAUUCCACGAGGAAACUGCUGAAAAGAAUCGUUUUCAGCUCAUUCACUUUUACCACAGCAUUUAUUACUUGGAUGUGGAAUACGCGCUGCGAUCCUGUUUCGAAGAGCAUCUGACAACCGACAGUGGGGUAAUAUUGUGUCUGGUUCAAGCUGAGGAUUCAUACUUUGCCCUGGUGAGCCACAAAUUUAAGGGAAAACUGAGUUGUGGUUCAGAGGACAUGGCCUUCCGCACGGAUCAGGAGCUUGUUGCUAUUGCUGAGAAACACGGAUGGAAGUACUCCGUUCCCCUCAAGGAACAGUUUGAGAUCAACGUGACCAGCUGCCUUGCCGAGGAGCCAACUGAAAGAGGUGACUUGUUGAUUGACUUUUUGACUCAACAGCAAAAUUUCCGGGCGACUGCCGAGCCAGAUUUGUAUCACAGUGUGAUUGAGUUUAUCGGUUCAUUGACUUUUAUCAAAGAAAACGGCGACAAGUUUGUGCAAGGACGCAGUGCCGCAGUAUUAAUCUACAAGUGA
Messenger RNA from Pocillopora meandrina, 915 nucleotides. The record is from the annotation of a GenBank genome assembly. Lineage: Eukaryota; Metazoa; Cnidaria; Anthozoa; Scleractinia; Pocilloporidae.